AUGACCAUCACAACCCCCCACCUCUCCGCCCUCCAACGCGACGGCUUCGUCGUCGUCCCCUCCCUCCUCACCCCAGACGAAAUCACCCACCUCCGCACCGUUGCCGCAAACGCAACAACCCUCACCCGCGCUGGCACAUGGCCUCACUUCCGCACCGUUCCCAAGCAAUUCCCCCCCUGGCCCACGACCCCGCCCCCGCCCUCCGAAGGCGGCAUCUGGGGCGUCCAGCACCUCCUGCACCCACGCAUGCCGCACCGCACCGACUUUGCCCGCUUCUACUUCUCCGACAAACUGCUCGCCGUCGCAGAGGAGCUGCUCGGCCUCUCCCCGGGCCAGGACCACACACACGAGCCCCUCGUCAUGGAACUUUUCAACCUGCUCGUCGCGCCCGAGACCAGAGACUUCGAGCUCCGCUGGCACAGAGACGAUAUCCCCGACACCGUGCCGGAGGCCGAAGAGCUGCGGCUCCUGCAGGCCAAGAGCCCGCGCGGCCGCCAGUCGCACGCCCAGUAUAACCUCGCGCUGUGCCCCGAUGAGUCGCUGAUUGUCGUGCCCGGGUCGCAUCGGCGCGUGCGCACGGCCGCCGAGCGCGCGGCCGGCCCGUAUGAGAGAGACAUGCCCGGUCAACUGGUGGUUAAGCUGCAGCCUGGGGAUGCGGUCUUCUAUGAUAGUAAUAUUCUGCAUCGCGGAGUGUAUCGGGCGAAGCCGGACGGGGGCGAGGAGACGCGUUUAACGCUGCAUGGGAGUGUGGGGUUGAAGGCGUCUGGAGCCGGGGAUGCGGGGGACGAGGAUGAUGCUGAUAAGAAGGUUCGGGCUACGGUGGUUCUGCAGCAUGGGGUUGGGGCCUGGGUGCACCAGGACGACGCGGCGUUUGGCAUUGGGGAGCGCGCGGAGAAGAUGCGGGCUAAUCUGAUUGCGCUGGGCACGGGGGAGGGUGUUGGAUACUCCCUACAGGGCUGA
Aspergillus clavatus NRRL 1 is the source of this 960-nucleotide messenger RNA. Its product is annotated as phytanoyl-CoA dioxygenase family protein. Bases 1 to 960 code for a protein of 319 amino acids. The transcript has a single exon. Lineage: Eukaryota; Fungi; Ascomycota; Eurotiomycetes; Eurotiales; Aspergillaceae. The record is from RefSeq and is a predicted model, not a curated record.